This is a messenger RNA of Prunus avium (sweet cherry), 2152 nucleotides long. RefSeq names its product heat shock cognate 70 kDa protein-like. The record is from RefSeq and is a predicted model, not a curated record. Lineage: Eukaryota; Viridiplantae; Streptophyta; Magnoliopsida; Rosales; Rosaceae. Gene Ontology annotation, molecular function: ATP binding; ATP-dependent protein folding chaperone.
UUUCUCUCUUUCUUUAUUCUUUUUCCUUCUUCCUCUCUUCUUCUUUUCUUUCUUCUCCCUCCAUCUGCUCUAUUUCUCUGUUCUUUCUUCUUGCAGCCGGCUGGUUUCUUGUCCAUGGUGGGGCUAAUUUCUUUGAUUGGUCUAGACUGAGCCAACACAAUAAGCCUAAUCUCAAAAUUCAGCACUGUGCCAGAGCACAUGCUAGCCUAUACGUGGAUCCGCCCUUGAAGCUCAUACGCGUGUAUUAGACUUUUCACUUCCUUCCUCCGUAAGAAUUGAUUUAUUAGACUUUUCACGUCCUCUCCGUGUAUAAAUUUUCUUCCACAUCUGGUUUCUGCACUUAUUUAACUUCCUUGUUAAUAUUUGACUUUCUUCUUGGAGCUUUUGAGCCGAGAAAAUUAGUAAUGGCAGAAGAUAGCCAUGCAAUUGGGAUCGAUCUGGGGACAACAUAUUCGUGUGUGGCAGCGUGGCAGGCUGAUCAUGUAGAAAUCCUGGUGAACGAUCACGGUAACAGGACAACUCGAUCUUAUGUUACCUUCACUGAUAAUAAGAGGUGGGUAGGUGAUGAAGCAUUUAACCAAGUCGGGAGUUUCCCCGCCAACUCAAUCUUCGAUGCAAAGCGGUUAAUUGGUAGGAGCUUUAGUGAUCAAACUGUUCAAAAUGAUAUCAAGUGCUGGCCAUUCAAGGUCAUUGAAGGUCCGGCCGACAAGCCCAUGAUUGUGGUUAACCACAAGGGUGAAGAGAAACAAUUUGCUGCUGAAGACAUCUCAUCUAUGGUUUUGGCAAAGAUGCGGGAGACUGCCGAGUCCUACCUUUGCUCAAAGAUUUCUGAAAGAAAUGCAGUUAUCACUGUCCCCUCUUACUUCAACGACUCACAGCGUCAGGCUACCUUAGAGGCUGGCAAACUAGCCGGCUUAAAGGUGUUGCGUAUCAUCAACGAACCAACUGCUGCAGCCAUCGCUUAUGGCAUCGACAAGAAAGCCGGUUGGUUUAGUAAGAGAAAUGUGAUGAUAUUUGAUUGGGGCGGCGGUACUUUGGAUGUGUCACUACUUAACAUUGGCCACAGUGUCUUUGACGUGAAGGCCACUGCCGGAGACACUCACCUUGGCGGUGAAGACUUGGAUAACAGAAUGGUGAAUUACUGCGUCGAAGAAUUCAGGACAAAACAGAACGUGGACAUUGGUGGAGACGCCAAAGCUCUUCGGAAGGCCAAAACUGCGUGUGAGAAAGCAAAGAAGGCACUUUCGUUUUCCUUUGAUACUGAUAUUGAAAUUGACUCUUGGUAUAAGGGUGAAGAUUUUCAUACAACUUUCACCCGGGACAAAUUCGAAGAACUGAACAUGGAUAUCUUCAACAAGUGCAUGGAGCCUGUUAACAAGUGUUUGGAGGAUGCCGAAAUGGACAUAAGCGAGGUCGAUGACGUUGUUCUUGUUGGUGGGUCUUCUAGAAUCCCCAAGGUUCAAGAGCUAUUGCAGGAGGUUUUCAAGGGUAAGGAGUUGUGCAAGAGCAUCAAUCCCGAUGAGGCCGUAGCGUAUGGAGCUGCUGUUCAGGCUGCAGCCUUGAGUGGGAACGUAACGGGGAAGCUUCAAGACUUCACUCUCUUAGAUGUCACCCCUCUAUCUCUUGGGAUUGAGAGUAAGGAAAGUGAUAGUUCCAGGUUAUACAUGAAUGUUGUGAUCCCAAGAAACACAAGAAUUCCGGUGAGGAAGACAACAAGUGUAACUACUGUUUAUGACUACCAAGAGUCUGUUAACUUCCCCAUUUAUGAGGGUGAAAGUAGCGUAGCCAAAAAUAAUAACUUUUUGGGUGAAUUUACCCUCCAUGGCAUUCCUCCGGCUCCUAGGCAUGUUCCAAAGUUCAAUGUUUACUUUGAUAUGGAUGCAAAUGGAGUUUUGAGUGUUUCGGCUGAGGAUAUGUCCACUGGCCAGAAGAAAGGGAUCACAAUCAACCGUGGAAGAACAAAGUAACUCCCAAGGGAAUAUUGAGGAUUAAGAAUCAUAGCAUCUACGAUGAAGUUAUAAUUUUCUUUGAUUUCAUGUUUAAGUACAAUAUCUUUAAGGGAAGUGGGGGAGUAUGCUUGUAAAAGACUUGCCUGAUUUGUAUAAGUGAAAACAUAUUUCUCCUCGCAAACAUUCAAGAGAGCUUCAGUUUU